This is a messenger RNA of Neomonachus schauinslandi (Hawaiian monk seal), 495 nucleotides long. Its product is annotated as rRNA 2'-O-methyltransferase fibrillarin-like. The transcript has 2 exons. Gene Ontology annotation, biological process: box C/D sno(s)RNA 3'-end processing; rRNA methylation. The record is from RefSeq and is a predicted model, not a curated record. NCBI's taxonomy places the organism in Eukaryota, Metazoa, Chordata, Mammalia, Carnivora, Phocidae. Gene Ontology annotation, molecular function: RNA binding; histone H2AQ104 methyltransferase activity; rRNA methyltransferase activity. Gene Ontology annotation, cellular component: nucleolus; Cajal body; box C/D methylation guide snoRNP complex. The coding region runs from base 1 to 495 and encodes 164 amino acids.
AUGGGUUUAGGGAAACUGGCAGCAGCAAUCCUGGGUGGCGUAGACCAGAUCCAUAUCAAGCCAGGGGCCAAGGUGCUCUACCUUGGGGCUGCAUCAGGCACCACUGUCUCCCACGUCUCUGACAUCGUAGGCCCGGAUGGUCUAGUUUAUGCAGUUGAGUUCUCCCACCACUCUGGCCAUGACCUCAUUAACUUGGCCAAGAAGAGGACCAACAUUAUUCCUGUUAUUGAAGAUGCUCGGCACCCACACAAAUACUGCAUGCUCAUUGCAAUGGUGGAUGUGAUCUUUGCCGACGUGGCCCAGCCAGACCAGACCCGGAUCGUAGCCCUGAACACCCACACUUUCCUUCGUAACGGAGGACACUUUGUGAUUUCUAUUAAGGCCAACUGCAUUGACUCCACGGCCUCUGCUGCCAGCUUGGAGCGGAAGGGGUUCCAGGCACGGUACUCGAUUUUGUCGUCUCCCUCCACAAUUGAGACUCUCUUCUCUCCAUAA